UAAACAGAAUGGGUGAACUAACAGACCCCUGCGGUGCUCCCGUAUUAGUGAUUUUCACCUCAGAACAACAAUUAUUAACCCUUACUUGUUGUGUACGAUUGGUUAAAAAUUAAUAAAAACCAUUUGAUACAAAAGGGGUUCACUUUCAAUUCUGUCAGCUAUUGAUAUAGUGUAGGAAGUGUCAACCGUCAACAUUUAUUUAUUUAUUCGUUUAUUUGUAGCUUUUUUAAUUAUAAUAUUUAGUUAUCUUUAACUUAAACAUCAAUCCCUGUGCAUAUGUGGUCGUGAACUGUAGCGGCUCGUGUCUUUCCUGCUGUGACGUCAUUUAAGGAGAGCGCGAGCUCACCUGAGCUCUCACCUUUCCAAUGCACGCGCUGCUUUUAACUGUGGACAAAUCUGUGAAUCCCAUUUUCUCUCACUUGCGACGUGCGGGGAACAUUCACAGAAUGAGUUUCAAUAAAUAAACCUGUGCUGAAGUUCAAGGGACGACUAAUACAAAUCUCAUAAAACAAGAGGUGUUUCAGAUAGAUGUGAAAUUGCUCAUAUCAGCUGCUCCAUGGAGACCACAAGUAGUUCCAUGAAUCUUACUUUCUCCAUUGAGGACAAAAAUGGAAAUAACAUCACCUGCCCCAGUGAGCAUUCCCCCGAUUCACUAAGGGGCUCUAGCAGUUUGAGUUGUGGCGGUUCAGACAGUCCUCUUGAUGUAGAAAUGGAGGACUGUAUCACUUGCCCAACAAAAGACGAGACUUCUUCCUCAGAGGUAGUGAAAUCAAGCAGUGCAAUUGCUGUAGACUUUGUCAAAUCAAACAUCGACAACUGGAAUGAGAAUAUGGCUCUCUUGAUGAUAGUGGACACAAAAAACACUGAAUGCAAUGGCAGUGACAGAAGCUCGGAAACCUCCCCUGACUGUGGAGAGCGAGAGCUGUCUGAGGUGGACUACUGCGAGCCAUCACGCCGUGGAUCCAAUGAGAACUGCUGCUCUGUGAGCUCAGGUGAGAUGGUCAUGAGGAGUAGCAGCUUUGUCUUGCACGAGAAUGACCAGCCACUUAGCAUCUCACUAAUCGGGGAGUCCAGAACCUCCUUGGAUAUAUCUUCAGAUCUCGGCGUCGUAUCGGGGAUGUUACCUGAUGUGUGUGAAGGCUUAGCCGAGGUGCCACAAGGAGUGCCCAAGAAUCAGGGCCUGGAGUGUACCUACAUCCAAGCCAACAAUCAGACCUUUCUCAUAGAUGAAAAGUCGUUGAGCAAUGAGAAACUUGAAUGUGUAACACCUGUUCAUUAUCACAAAUCCAAUGUGCAAAAGUUGGUAUGCAACAGCGGCGGAUCAAAUCCGUCAACACCAAUGGAGGGAAAAACUGUGCUUAUUACUGCUUCUGAGGAUUUAGACAUUAGUGGCAAUGCUCAGACAUCAACUCCAGUGCAGUCUGUGAGUAACAAGACAUUUUGCCUCCCAUCUUUAUCUGAGUCACCUCUGAAUAAAGAUGAAGGUGAUUCAGUGAGUCCAAUGGCUCAAUUUAUUAGUCAGGAGCAAGGCGCUGCCUCUCAAAAGUCCAAAACACCACUGAUGUCCGCAAGUAAAAGCAAAAAAAUAGAUAUAAAUCGGUUUCCGAAGCCUAACUUCAGUAAUAUAAAGUCUAAAAUUAUGUCACGCGCCACCAACCCCUUUAAGACAUCAAGUGCACCAGUUCAAAAGACUUCACCAAACUCUGUCCCUCAAACUAAUGAACGCCAGACUACGGACCAGCAUAAGUCAUUUCCUAACAAAUCUACUUCUGCUGCAAUAACCAGCACAUCUGCCACACCAGCUCAAAAUGUAAAGAGCUAUAAUGCAGCUAAAAGAAGUCACUCAUCUACUUGCCAAGAAAGAGGUCCAGCCUCGAAAUCUCGACCUCGUCGAUGGUCUGAAAGCGCGACCUCUUCCAAAACAAGUAAAGAUGGAACACAAGAGAAGAAUUCACAGGUCAACAGAGUUUUGAACAACCUCGCCACACCACAAAAAAACACUAAAGGAGGUGCAAAGACCAAACCUGCAGAAACCGAGUCAAAUAGAGAGGUCAUGCGGGGGAAUGAGUCUCUGAAGAUUCGUGGGAAGAAUCAGAAAGUCAGUCUGUUGGCGGUGUCUGCCAGGCCAGCAGCAGCAGCAUGUGAGUGGAGUAGAAGCAGGCUUGGCUCCCAGCCAUCCCCAGCCAGGACAGGAGGCGCCUCUGCUGCUCACGUUCCAGCUGCAAACUUACGACCACCGCUUUCAGCCUCUAAGCUCAAACCUGGUACAGUGGGAAAAGAUGGCAGCAGUACCUCUGACAUGCCUUCACCCAGGAGCAAACUGAGCACGUCUGAUGUUAAGCUUAAAAUCCAUUUAACUGAAGGUGCAAGUGCAGUUUCAGGAUCCAAGUCCAGAUCUGCUCUGUUCACAGCUCCAGCAUCAGCCUCCAAACUGCCUGUGAAAUCCAGAUUACAGACCAAGAGCUCCAGCACUUCUCAGACAAAUGGACAUCCAAAGCAAGACCAUGCUGAGCCCCCUGUAGGAACCUUGAGUAAACCUCCUCCUAACAAGACCACAUUGUCAAGGACCAAGCUGCAAUAUCCACCUACCAGGAGUGUAUCAUCAGGAACAGGAUGCAAAAACACAUCUUCAUCAGGUUCAGCAAGGUCUUCAAGCAGUCCUCUGAAAACCCCUACCACAGCCCGACCCAUGAGACCUGCUGCGACUCCAACAGUUGACAAGAACAAGUCAAGGACGAGUUCCCGAAACCAGCAGCCCCCGACAAAUGGGCAACCAGAUCUGGUACCGCCAGAGAGCAAGUCCAGAAAUGUGGAGUACUACAAAGCUCUGUGUGAGAAGAAGAACCAGACCAUUCAACAGCUGGAAAACACGCUCCGAUCCAACAACCGCAGGUUCGAGGCAGUUGCUGUGGUCAUAAAGCAUCUAUGUGCUGGGCAUGAGGAGAUGAUGAAGCAGCGCAGGGAGCUGUCUCAGGAGCUGGUCACCUUGCAUGAGGAGCUGGUGAGCUCGACUCACUCCUGUGAGCGUCUGGAGCAGGAGAAGGAGGAGCUGCGUGCAGCUUUUGAUGGAGUUCUACAGAAGGUCCAGGAGCAGCACCGCUCAGACCUCGCUGACCUCGAGGAGAGACUGAAGACCUUCUACUCCACUGAGUGGGAGAAGGUCCAUCAGACCUACCAGGAGAAGGCUGACAAGUGCAAAGCUCAGCUGGAGCAGCAGCUAAAAGAGUUGCGAGAAAAACAUGAGGCUUUGAAGAAGAAACUGGAAGUCAGCCAUAUGGAGGAGGUGGAUGGCCUUAAACUACAGUUUGAAGAGACUUUCAAAGAACUGAGACAGUCCCAUGAAAAGGAAAUGCAGACUCUCAAUGCAACACUGAAGGAAUCAGAGGACACAUUAUCUAAUCGAAUUCAGAAGCUCAUGACGGAGAAUAACAACCUCAAAGAAAAGCUGGAUGCUGAGGUGAAGAGAAGGAUGGAUCUGGCUGAGAAAACACAGGACUCCCAUACUCUUUAUCUGGAGCAGGAGCUUGAAAGCCUUAAAGCAGUGCUGGACAUCAAAAACAAACAGAUCCAUGAACAGGACAAGAAACUCAUGCAGAUAGACAAACUGAUGGAGAGGAAUGUGAAGCUGGAUGAAUGUCUUAAGAAACUGCAACAGGAAAACGAGGACCUUAAAGCCAGAAUGGACAAACAUGCUGCUUUAUCAAGAGGACUGACAUUAGAAUCCACGACUGGGGCCUUUAUCAACUUUUCCACCAGACGCCUUUAAGUGUACCUGUAUAUACCCAGAUCUAUCUUUGCUCUGGGACGAAUGCCCAAAUGCCAGCUGGUCCGUGGACAUUUCCCAGAUGCUGCUGCUCGUGUAGCGUUUGGUUUCCCUUUAUUUUAUGCAAGACCUCAGACCCCAGAUUAACUUUUCUAAAGAGGCACUUCAUAGAUCAACUCAUGCCAUAAACUGACUGUUACUAUUUACUCAAAUGGAAAUAUUCACUGAUCUCAACCAUGUGUUCUCAAAACCUUAUGCAACAUUUUUUUCGUUUAUAUCAUGCCUUUAUUUUUUUUUAAAUCACACAUUACGAACUGCAAAAAGGUGAGCUUUACCCAGAUCAUGAUGCAUGUUUCAUCACAGAUACGCUCUCCAUAUUACUCUCAUAUGCAUAGGAGAGAUGCAAUACAGUGAUUGAUGCAGAAUUAAUUCUUAAUGGUUGAUUAAAAGUCUUGAAUGCUUUGAUUAAUGCCUGUUUAAGGGUUUAAUUAUCCCUUUUCCUCAUUUCUUGGCAAUCAGAGAUUCAAUGGUAUAAUGUGCUUGAUAUGGAAAUGGCAUGUCAUUGGGCAGCCCUGUGACUGAAGGCAUACACUACUGGGAAUCUGAAAUUUUGUAUGACUUUCUUGAAUACGGGUUUUGUAUAUUAUUCAGUAUGAUUGAGCCCUAGGGACAGAUUUGAGGGACAGAUUUGUUUGUCCUUGUUUCUAUAUUUAUGUCUGAUCAUGAGACCAGUGUAAUGACGAGCAUGUUUCGUGGCCUCAGGAGCUCCCCCUCUGUCUGAAACCCUCCACUGCAGCUUUACAUUCAAGCUAUUUACAAAGAAGUUAAAUGGCAAAAGAAGUCGUUUUUUUCUUUAUGUUGGUAUGUAUUGAUAGGCUGUUUGUGUGGAUGUUGGUGUGAAACUGAAACUCACGGAAAUAUGCAAUCAAUAAAGAAUUAAAUUAAUCUGUUUGUAAUUGUAACCCCAUGUUUAUAACUUGUAAUUGAAGUGAUAGUCCACCUAAAAAUAAAAUCAGUCAUCAACAA
Molecule: messenger RNA, 4789 nt
Organism: Sinocyclocheilus anshuiensis
Lineage: Eukaryota; Metazoa; Chordata; Actinopteri; Cypriniformes; Cyprinidae
Gene: mtus1a
Product: microtubule associated tumor suppressor 1a
Exons: 15
Coding region: 557-3766 (1069 amino acids)
Cellular component (GO): nucleus; cytoplasm
Molecular function (GO): microtubule binding
Source: RefSeq, a predicted model, not a curated record